Messenger RNA from Drosophila novamexicana, 1359 nucleotides. RefSeq lists its product as uncharacterized. The record is from RefSeq and is a predicted model, not a curated record. The coding region runs from base 138 to 851 and encodes 237 amino acids. The transcript has 2 exons. NCBI's taxonomy places the organism in Eukaryota, Metazoa, Arthropoda, Insecta, Diptera, Drosophilidae.
GCAAAAAGCUAAAGGCACAUAAUAACAUCGAAAUUCGAAAGCUAAAAAAAAAACUUAUUAUUUUUUUGGUUAAGUAAUCAACCAGAAGCCCCAUCUGAGCAGAGCGGGUGGUCCGUGAAAAGCAGCCAAAAAUCGAGAUGUCUGACAAGCAGCAGCAGAAGCCUGCAAAGCCAGCGAAGGCAGCAAAGGAUGCGAAUCCGGGCAGCAGCGGAAACAGCAAUACGCGACCCAAUGCCAGCCAGAUGGAGCAAACGGAGAAUACGAAUGUGUUUAAACAGCUCUUUGCCACGCUCGAGGCAGAGCACCAGAAGCUACAGGAUCUGGAGCAGCGUCGUCUCAAGCUCACCGAAGAGAUGAAGAAUCUGCGCGAUAUGCUGCAGCAGGAGAACCGCAGGCUGCGCAGCAGCUCCGAGGAGGCCCAGGCCCGCAACAAUGCCUCAGCAGGUUCAACAUCAGCCGGAACAGUUCUCAGUUCUCUAUUUGGCAGGAAAUCGAAGAGUGUCAAAAUAGCCAAACAGCCACCAAAACAAAUCGCCCAUCAGCAUCAAAUGCCCGACCAUAUUGACCAGGGCAUACACUUGAACACAUUGGAAAAUCAAAUGGCUGGGCGUGCUGGCAAGGAGGAACUACAACUGAUGCCAGCGGAGCUCUGCGAGCCACCUGGCCCACAAACGUCCGAGGUGCUCAUCCAGCUGAUCGAUUCGAGCUCUGCCAUGAGGCAGCUGCAGACAAUCGAAUUGCCAGCGCUUUGGCAUACGCCCGUCAGCUCAGUGGAUCUGGAGUCAUUUCUACAGAUGUCGAACACAUCCGUGGCCCAAUCAAGCACUGAUGAGUCUAGAGACGCUGAAUGAGUGCGUCGAGAACAGAUUCGCGGUAGCAAGCUAGAUCGAUUCAGGUGCUCAGCAUAGCCAUAAUAUAGAUAUAUACUUUAGAUACCAGGGGAACCAACAUAAAGUUCACUUACAAAUUUUAGUAUUCAAUGUUUGACAUAAGUACACAAAAGCCUACCUGAUCAGACUGUAUAACAACUAGUUGAUUUCUAUUCAAUGGGUGGACACACUAAAUACCCUAUAUACUGCCUAAAUACUAUUCAACUGAGAGCAAAACAAAUCUAGCAGAGAAACAUAGAUGUAGUAUUGUAUCAAUUGCAAGUAGUUCUCGGCAAAUGAAUGGCUCAAGGCUCAAGGCAGGUCCAGGGAUAAGGUGUUCUCCUCCUUUUCUCCCAAGCUAAGGCAGCAAGUGCUAUUUGAAAAGAAUUUAAUCAUAAUAUCUUUCUCGCGCUGAUAUUACGAACUCUAGAAAUAUGAAAUAUUUUCAAUGACGUCUUCUCUUUUUAAACAAUUAAAUAUACAAUUUUUU